This is a messenger RNA of Rotaria socialis, 651 nucleotides long. NCBI's taxonomy places the organism in Eukaryota, Metazoa, Rotifera, Eurotatoria, Philodinida, Philodinidae. The record is from the annotation of a GenBank genome assembly.
AUGAAAUUUGCUGAACAUUUGUUGAAAAAUCGAACUCCUGAAUGGUAUUCUCAAUAUAUCGAAUAUGAUGAAAUGAAACGAAUGCUUUAUGAGUCUGCAGCCGAAGCCAAACGAAUCAUCGACAUCAAUGAACAUUCAGCACGUGAACAAUAUAUUCUUCGUGCCGACGAAGAAUUUUUUCAGUGUUGCGAGAAAGAAGCAUCAAAAAUCAAUAAUUUCUUCGCUGAAAAACUUGCCGAAACAUUGCGAUUAUUUGAACCACUCAAAAAGGAAUUAAACAGGAUUGAACAAAAUCAUCAGUCUCAACAUGAUAUGAGCUCGACUAUAUUAAUUCUGGAUGAUUCCCAAGGUGGUGGCAACGGCAGAAUUAGGAGUGAUCGCACAUUACUUGCUCCGUUGUCUGCGCCGAAUUCCUUUCGAACAUGGCUAGGGCAAAUGAAACCGCGUAAAUCUGUUGAAACAAAACAAAAACUACAAAGAGAGCGAACACAAAAUCGUAAGGUCAAUGAACUUAAAGCAGCAUUCAGUGAAUUUUAUUUGAUGCUGGUCCUGUUGAAAAAUUAUCAAACACUCAAUUCGAGCGGUUUUCGUAAAAUAUUGGCAAAACACGAUAAAUUAUAUCUAAUGACAAGCGGUGAUGAAUGGUGGUAA